AUGACCCUCACCUCCGCGCGCCCCGUCGACGUCCUCCUCAUUGGCCUUGGAUCAGUCGGCACGGCGUACGCCUACCUGUUGGAGCAUUCCGGCCUCGCACGAGUCAGCGCCGUCGCACGGUCAAACUUUGACGUGUACAACAAUGGGCAGGUAACGAUUGAUUCGCAGCGCUUCGGCGUGAUCAAGGGGUGGAAGCCAAGCCGGCUGUUCAAGUCGCAGGAAGAGGCCCUCGCCGACGGCACGCGCUACUCGCUCGGCGUGCUAGCGACCAAGUCGACCCCGGACGUGCACAAGAACUCUGCGCUGCUCGCGCCGUCAAUCGCAAGCGGGCAAGUGGCGGCGUGGAGCCUGAUCCAGAACGGGCUCGGCGUAGAGGCGGACCUGUACGCGGCGCUACAAGCCUCCGCGACCCGCUCACCGCUAAUCUCGACGGUCGUGUGGACGUUCAUCACGACGUCGGACUCGGGCCGACACAUCCAGUGGACGAACGCAAAGGACGCGACCGUCUCAGGGAUCUACGCGCCGGGGCGGGCGCGCACGCCGGCCGAGGACGCGGCGCUCGCGCUCUGGGUCCACCUGUUGCGGACGAGCGGGCACGGCACCCUGGCGGAGAACCGCGUCGGCGUGCUCGAGACGACUGAGCGGAUCGACAGCGUGCGCUUCAGCAAGAACCUGCUCAACUGUAUCUGGUCGUCGGUGCAGACGCUCAUGGGCGCCAAGCACAUCCUGCUCAGCGACAUGGACGACGGCGAGAUUGCCGCUGUGCGUGCGCUGGCGCUGGAAGUCGUUGGGGUCGGGUACGCCAGCGGCCUGCUGUACCCCGGCAUGACACUGUACCCCUCCGGCCAGGUAGCCGGCACGCUGGAAGAAACGGUCGAGAGCGUGUUCGACAGCGUCAUCCACGCGGCGCCCGGGGGCUUGCUGUACGAUUACAAGAUGAGCAUGCUCGUCGACCGGGAGGCCGGGCGCCCGAUCGAGGUGGAAGUCAUCGCCGGGAGCGUGCUCGCCGUCGCGCGCGAGCAGGGGAUCAGCACCCCGCUGCUUGGCUACACUGUUGCGCUGCUACGCGCAAGCAAGCAGCUGCUUCCCGCACCCCACGCAAACAUGACCGCGACUCAGCAGCAGACGAUCAAGAACGACGGCCCGGUGAACGUCACUUCGCUCGGCAAGGAGUUCCGCCUUGCCCAGCGCACGAAGGACCGCCUCAUCGCCGCCGGCAUCGACCUCUCGGGAGGAUACCCCUACUACCCCGACAAGCCAAAGGACGUGUCCCUUGCCGGCCAGUUCCGCGGCGAGGCGUGGGAGCACGAUGACCCCGCGCUCCGCGCCGACAAGGACAAGAAGGCGCUGUUUGGCGCCGCCGAGAAGGUCGUCAACCUUACGCCUAACAUCGGCACGGAGAUCAUCGGCCUCCAGCUCUCCAAGCUCACCCCGCAGCAGAAGGACGAGCUCGCCCUCCUCAUCGCGGAGCGCACCGUCGUCUUCCUCCGCGACCAGGACAUCACGCCGCAGGGCCAGCUCGAGCUGGGCGCGUACCUCGGCCGUCCCGAGAUCCACCCUUCCGCGCCGCGCGUGCCCGGCCUGCCAGGCGUGUCGGUCAUUUCCGACGAGCUCGCGCGCGCGUACGGCGUCAACAUCGACUUCCAGAGCCCGUUCGGCACGCAGGAGUGGCACACGGAUCUGACGCACGAGCCCCAGCCGCCCGGAUACACCCAUCUCCACCUCGACGCUGGGCCCGAGGUCGGCGGCGACACCUACUGGGCAUCCGGCUACACGGCCUACGACAAGCUCUCGCCGACCCUCCGCGCGAUCCUCGACCCCCUCGAGGGCCUCUACCGCUCCGAGCACCUGUACCCCGACCCCGAGAACCCCGACGGGCCGAAGAAGCCCAUCAUCACGGCGCACCCGCUCAUCCGCACCCACCCCGUGACGGGCUGGAAGUCGCUGUUCGUCAACAGGCGGUACACUGUCGGCAUCAAGGGCCUCAAGGCGGCCGACUCGGCGCCGCUGCUUGAGCAGCUUUACGACACGUACGAGCACUCGCUGGACGCGCAGCUCCGCUGGAAGUGGACCCCGGGCACUUCGGCGCUGUGGGACAACCGUGUGUCAAUCCACUCUGCGGUUUACGACUACGGAGACUCGGGCGAGCCGCGCCACGGCACCCGCGUGUCGUCCCUCGCCGAGGUGCCCUUCAACAGCCCCAACGGCGUGAGCCGCCGCGCCGCGCUCGGCCUCGACCCGGGAAAGAUUGUCGAGGUGAAGAAGGUGGCGGGGACGUACUAGGCGAGCCCGCAUAGCGGGCGAGUGGGCGAGUGGGAGAGACCGGGCAUUCAGGCAUUCAGGCAGGCAGAAGUCGCAAAAACACACAUAAACACAUUAUGCAGCAUUGCUUGACG
Molecule: messenger RNA, 2396 nt
Organism: Vanrija pseudolonga
Lineage: Eukaryota; Fungi; Basidiomycota; Tremellomycetes; Trichosporonales; Trichosporonaceae
Product: Alpha-ketoglutarate-dependent sulfonate dioxygenase
Exons: 8
Coding region: 1-2283 (760 amino acids)
Cellular component (GO): cytoplasm
Molecular function (GO): 2-oxoglutarate-dependent dioxygenase activity
Source: RefSeq, a predicted model, not a curated record